AUGGUUGUCGAUUGUCUUAUCUAUCAUCCUACUUUAACCAAAGUAAUUAACUUCUUAGAAUCUUCUGCUCAUAGAGAAAAAUCAUUAAGAUUAUUUGCUUAUUUAUCCAGAUUCUUAAGUUAUUAUUGUUAUAAGAAAGGUUAUCCAAAAGCAACUGUUGAUUUAUGGAAUGGUUUAAAACAACAUUUGUCUUUAAUUAGAAAGGCAAUGAGAUUCUUAAAACCUUUAAGCCAUUUACAAACUGCUUCAAAGACUUAUGAUAACAAAUUAUUAGAUCCAUUUGUACAAACUACAAGUAUUUUGAGAAGUUUAUUCUAUGCUGGAUAUUUAACUUUUGAUGGUUUGAUUUUAUUAAAAAUGUUAGGUAUUAUAGAUAAAAAGAAAUACCCAAAUAUGGCCAAGAAUGCCAGUAAAUUUUGGUUAUUAGGUUUAGCUGCUGGUAUUCUUAAUUCAUUAAGAAUUAUUCAAUGCUAUAGAAACACAACUGCAGAUGAAGAUGAAAAGAAACAAGCUAAUGCUGCUAAAUUACAUCAAGCUAGAAGAAAAUUAGUUUGGGACUUGUUGGAUGCCUUCGUUGCUGCUAAUACCUUGGGAGUCUUACAUUUCACUGAAGGUGAUAUUGGUUUUGCUGGUGUAAUUACUUCCAUAUUAGGAUUACAAGAUAUGUGGCGUGCAACGAAAUAA
Molecule: messenger RNA, 684 nt
Organism: Hemisphaericaspora subhashii
Lineage: Eukaryota; Fungi; Ascomycota; Pichiomycetes; Serinales; Debaryomycetaceae
Gene: PEX11
Product: Pex11p
Exons: 1
Coding region: 1-684 (227 amino acids)
Biological process (GO): regulation of peroxisome size; peroxisome fission
Cellular component (GO): peroxisomal membrane
Source: RefSeq, a predicted model, not a curated record